Drosophila innubila is the source of this 2808-nucleotide messenger RNA. RefSeq names its product splicing factor 1 (gene SF1). Gene Ontology annotation, cellular component: nucleus. The record is from RefSeq and is a predicted model, not a curated record. Gene Ontology annotation, molecular function: zinc ion binding; mRNA binding. The transcript is spliced from 6 exons. Lineage: Eukaryota; Metazoa; Arthropoda; Insecta; Diptera; Drosophilidae. Bases 344 to 2659 code for a protein of 771 amino acids. Gene Ontology annotation, biological process: regulation of mRNA splicing, via spliceosome.
AAAAUUUUCGCCGAAAACCGACGUCUACAUUUUCUUUGGUUAUAAUUGUAAAAGUGAAUAUUAAUUAUGGAAAUAGUGAAAAUACUUGAGAAAAGCAAGUAACGUUGCAAUUUAGUACAAGUUCUAUUAAUUUGCGUAUCAGAGUUACACAAACAAUCACCGUUUGUUACGCUCUUUACUGUGUGUGACUUGAGUUGCUUGCGUGUAUGUGUGUAUGCGUGAAGCAGUCUGCGGGAGACUUACAAAUAUAAAAUAUAUUUCUUCAUUUUAUGUAAACUUUACAUAAACUAGCGGCAUAUCGAGUUGCUUGAAAUAAUAAUAUUAAUUGGAAUAUAGCGCUGCAAUGAGUGCAACUCCGCCAGAUUUAUUGCAUCUGCCGGUGUCGGCCGGAUCCGUUAAGGAAAAGGAAGCCAACGGUAGCAGCAACAACGAUGAUUAUCGUAGCCGCGGUGCUGAUAAAGAGCGCUCCCGUUCCAGAGAUCGUGGCAGGGACAAGGAUAAGGAUAAAGAAAGAGAAAAGAAACGCAGAGAUCGUGAUCGCGGAAGCAAGGAUCGCGAUAGCCGUCGACGUGACAGUCGUGAGCGGGACAGAGAUCGUGACCGGGAACGCGAUUCCCGAUCGCAUCGCAGCCAUUCGCGCAAUCAUGACGAUUAUGAAAGGCGCAAAAAACGCUCUAAGAGCAGGGAUCGUGAGCGUAGACGCGAACGGGAUCGUGAUUCACGCUCAAGGCGCAGCGGAUCACGUGGUGGAGGUAGUCGUGAUGAUUAUGAUCGCAGUCGACGCCGUCGCUCCAGUAGUCGUGGUUAUGACCGUCGUCGAAAUGAGCGUAGCCAUGAAUCAACUCGUAAUAGCCGGGAACGAAGCAGUCGGGAGCGCAACAGUCGAGAGCGUGCAUAUGUGAAUCCAUUUGACACUUCAGCCAAUCGCAAUUCACUGCACGAGCAGGAGCCGCGUAUUCCCUCUCUUUUUGAGAGACAGCCCCAACUGGAUACCAUACGCGAGGAGAUUAGUUCACGCUUUGAUCUCUCACAAACUAUACAUGAGCUCAUGAGCAAUGUGGGAGGCACCAAGAGUUUUGCCUCACUGUUUAGUAGCCAAAACAGCAACGACUCAAUGAGCAAUGGACUCUCGGAGAAUUCGAUGGACAGCGCAGCUGAGAGAAAGCGCAAGAGGAAAUCACGUUGGGGAGGCACUGAAAAGGACAAGACAUUCAUACCGGGAAUGCCCACAAUUUUGCCAUCGACGCUGGAUCCGGCACAGCAGGAGGCCUACUUAGUUCAAUUUCAAAUCGAGGAGAUCAGCCGAAAGUUGCGCACUGGCGAUUUGGGCAUCACACAAACGCCGGAAGAAAGAUCGCCUUCUCCGGAGCCCAUUUACAGUUCUGAUGGCAAGCGUUUGAACACACGCGAGUUUCGCUAUCGGAAGCGCUUGGAAGAGCAGCGUCAUCAGUUGAUUGUCAAGAUGCAAGCCGUCAAUCCGGAGUUCAAGCCCCCGGCUGAUUACAAGCCGCCUGUGACUCGAGUCAGCGACAAGGUUUUGAUACCGCAAGAGCAGCAUCCGGAUAUUAACUUUGUGGGCUUACUGAUUGGACCACGUGGCAACACACUGAAGGCCAUGGAGAAAGACACUGGCGCAAAGAUCAUUAUUCGCGGCAAAGGCUCUGUCAAGGAGGGUAAAGUUGGGCGCAAGGAUGGGCAACCGUUGCCUGGCGAAGAUGAGCCACUGCAUGCAUUCAUCACAGCACCUAAUCCAGAGGCGGUGCGCAAGGCUGUCGACAAGAUAAAGGAUGUCAUACGUCAGGGCAUCGAGGUGCCCGAGGGACACAACGAUUUGCGUCGCAUGCAGUUGCGUGAGUUGGCUCAGUUGAAUGGCACGUUGCGUGAGAAUGACAUACAACGUUGCACCUGCGGAUCCACGGAUCACAAGUCAUGGCAGUGCCCCGAUAAGCCGAUCGUCACCAAUACCAUUGUGUGCACUUCAUGCGGGGGCACUGGACAUUUGACCAAAGAUUGUCGUAAUAAGCGUCCCGGCUCUGGUGCACCAGGCAUGGCCAUGGAGGAUUCACAGGCCAAGAUCGAUGAAGAGUAUAUGAGCCUAAUGGCGGAACUGGGUGAGGGACCGCCGCCUUCUGCUCCCAAGCCUGAAGCUCCUGCUGCGCCCCAGUUACAUCGCGCCAGCUACAGCAUCUUUGAUAAGAAGCCAUCGCAGAUGCAGGCCAUACAGUCGCCGCCCAGUUCCUCGUCACGGGAUCAUCAGCGCGAGAUGGGCGGUGGAUGGGGUGCUCCACCACCGCAUGAACAUCCAAUGGGCAUGGAUCCUGGCAUGGGCAUGGAUCAUUCAAUGGGCAUGUCGCCAUAUGUCCCUGCACCGCCAGUUGGCCAGGUUCCGCCACCGAUGCCGCCACCGCUUAUGCCUUGGAUGAACGCACCGCAGCCACCACCCCCGGCCUCAGAGCCGAUGAAUCCACCCAUACCGGGUACAUUAGCGCCGCUUAUACCGCCGCCACCUGGUACAGGUGCACCACCAAUGCCACCAUGGGCCACUGGGUAUCCUGGCUGGGGCACCGGCUAUGCGCCGCCUCCUCCACCGCCGUGUGCACCACCACCGCCUACAAUUAGCUUGACACAACCGCCACCACCGCCGCCGCCAUCUAAUUGAUCGUAUAUGCAUAUUUCGCACAUAUUUAACUCUUAGACUUUGACCUUUGAUUUACUAAUCAACUAUAAACUUAACGCCUGAAAUAACUAAUAAUGUACUUUGUAUUUUAUGCUUCAUUAAAGGAUUGACAAAAUAUCUGAUUUAAUCUU